CAAAAGAGCAGUUCAUCAGAGGAACUUCUUGGUCUCAUUAACAGGAUUCUUCUGCUUUCCAGAGUGAAAAUGGUGGAUUAUAAAGUGACUGUGUCCACUGUUAAUAUUGCCACUGCUACCACUUUUAACAACGUCUACAUUAAACUGGUGGGCACAGAUGGGGAGAGCGAUCGCACGUGGCUCGUAAGCGUAAAAGGGGCUCUAUCCUUCGUCAGAGGAGCAGUGUCUACGUUUACCGUGUCCUGCCCUGCCUCCAUUGGCAAGCUGGUCCUGAUAGAGCUAAGCCUACAGCAUAUCCCACUGUUUGGGGAAGACUCUUGGUUCCCUGCUAAGGUGGAAGUGAAAUCCCCUGAGGGAGACACCUACAACUUCCCCAUCUACCAAUGGAUCACUGACAGUGAAGUGCACCGCUUCAGAGAGGGAACAGCUCUGAAAGUCUCUGAAGACAACCAUCAUCUUGGCAAGUACAGUCGGGAGCAAGAGCUGAAGCAACGGGAGGAAAAUUACCGCUGGCAUGUGUAUGCAGAGGGAAUACCUCACUGCAUGAAGGCAGAAGACCCUACUGAUCUUCCUGCUGAAGUCCGCUUCUCCUUCACAAAGGCUUCAGAGUUUCGCUUCACUGCACUCACUGGGCUGGCUGAGCUGCGUCUGAAAGGACUGGCUGAAUCCACGGAGAACUGGCCUGAUAUUGACUCUAUAAAUCGAGUGUUCUGCUGCAAACAGACUGACAUAUUGGACUAUGUCCAGAAACACUGGAAGGAGGAUGCUUUUUUUGCCUACCAGUAUCUAAACGGUGUCAACCCCAUCUUGAUCCGACGCUGUUCAGCUCUGCCUGAUAACUUUCCUGUCACUGACGACAUGGUCUUCCCCAGUGGUCAGUUCAGCUUGGCAGAUGAAAUGAAGAAAGGCAACAUAUUCCUGUGUGACUACAAGCGUUUGGAUGGACUGAAAGCAAACAUCAUCAAUGGGAAGCAGCAGUACUUGAUGGCUCCCCUCGUCCUGCUCCACAAAACACCUGAUGAUAAGCUGAUGCCAGUUGCUAUUCAGCUGAAGCAGACUCCAGCAGAAGACAACCCCAUCUUCCUUCCUACUGAUUCUGAGUAUGACUGGUUGACGGCCAAGAUUUUUGUGAGAAGUGCAGAUUUCAACGAGCAUCAACUCAAUGUCCACCUGCUGCGCACUCAUCUGUUCGCUGAAGUGUUUGCAGUGUCACUGCUGCGCAAUGUGCCCUCGGUGCAUCCACUGUACAAGCUCCUUGUACCUCACACUCGCUACACUCUGCAGAUCAACUUCUUAGCUCGAGCUCGUCUCAUAUCUGAGACUGGAUCUUUCACACUGUUUGCAGCCUCUGGUGGAGAGGGUUUGGUGACACUCCUGCAGAGAUCACAGUCCUCAGUGACCUACAGCUCCCUCUGCAUGCCAGAGGACAUCGCUGAGCGUGGGGUGGAGGAUGUGCCGAACUUCUACUACAGGGAUGAUGGACUCGGGAUUUGGGAUAUCAUUCACAGGUUUGUGCAGGGAGUGCUCAGCUUCUACUAUAAGAGUGAUGCUGAGGUCCAGCAGGACUCUGAACUGCAGAAGUGGAUUUCAGACAUUUUUGAACAUGGAUUCCUUUCCCAGGCAUGCACAGGAAUUCCACAGAGCUUUAAAACCGUGGAUGAGUUGGUCAAGUUUGUCACCAUGGUGAUCUUCACUUCCUCAGCACAACACUCGGCUGUGAACACUGGACAGUAUGACUAUGGCGGCUGGAUGCCCAACACUCCCAUCUCCCUGCAACUUCCUCCACCAACCACAAAGGGGACGACAAGCGAGGCCACGAUGCUGCAGACAUUUCCUGCUGUCAACACAACCGUUCAGGGAAUGGCCACCAUGUGGCUACUCAGCCAGCAGUCCUCUGAUUUCGUCGCUCUCGGCCAGUACCCAGAGGAGCAUUUCAGCGAGGAAAUUCCCUGCAAGCUGAUAAAGGAUUUUCAGGGAGAGCUUGAAGUGUUGAGUGCAGUCAUCAAAGCCAGAAACAAGAGUCUGGAGGUGCCAUACACAUACAUGGAUCCAACUGAGGUAGAAAAUAGUGUGGCUAUUUGAAUAUCAGAAGCGUGACCUCCUCAGCUGUUGGCCGAAUUCAGCUUCAUAUCAAAGGAAUACUUCACCCACAAAACGACCAUAUUUAUAUCAGUUAGUCACGCUGUGUUACCUUGAAUUCAUUAAGAAAAUGUUAUUUUUCUCAUGCCACAUUUAAAAACAGCAAAGCUAUAUCACAACAUCUGUUUGUAAGCUCUCACACAACUCGUGCAGUAUAAUCCAAGUCUCAUAGAUCUAGUCAUAUACUCAGUGUUUCCCAAACACAUGCAUUGAACUUCAUAAAGGCAUCUCUUCUGGAUUAAAUGGCACAAGUUGUGUAAGAGUUUGUAAACAGAUGUUUUGAUUUAGUUUUGCCCUUGAACGUUCUCCCCAGUCAAUCAAUAAAUCAGUUUGUUAGCUAAUUUCCAAUGGUGCAUGCGAGACAAAUGAAAUUUCUUCAUGACUUGAAGGUUACACUGCAUGACUGCGUGAUUUAAAAAUGAUCAUUUUGUAGGUGAAGCAUUCUUUUAAUAAAGAUGUGAAAGGGGAUAAUCUACAUGUUCUGUCUUACCUGAUACUAUGGUGGAAGGAAACUACUGCAUGUGAUUGUUUCAUGCUGAUCUUUGAUUUCUAUACAGACUGACUGAUUUAACUGAGGUGAAAUUUAAUCUUUGAAACCUGAAUUAACAAAUUAAAUCUUCAUCUUAAUUUGUCAGUGAUGUCCGAUAAUUUAGCUACAGCUUGAUCUGUGUGUGAGCCUGUUUGUGCCAGUUAGAAUAGUACUACAUAUUUUUGUGAGAAACAAUGACAAAUAUUUUCUAAGUAAUAACUAAUAAUAACUUGUUGUUAUUUAUUUAUUGUUGUUUUCUUGACAUGUUGCUGAUGACAAAACUGUCUGUUAAACAUUGUGCAUAUGAAUAUAAAAUGAACGACAUUCUUCGUAUUAUAUUAGCUCAUUAUGUUGUUGUGUUUGUGAUUUUUUUCAUUUCAUAUCUCUCUGUGUGACCAAAUUCCUUCACCAAAAUAAAAUAUUGUUAAGUCUACACA
This is a messenger RNA of Epinephelus lanceolatus (giant grouper), 3105 nucleotides long. RefSeq names its product polyunsaturated fatty acid lipoxygenase ALOX15B-like. The record is from RefSeq and is a predicted model, not a curated record. Gene Ontology annotation, biological process: lipid oxidation. Gene Ontology annotation, molecular function: oxidoreductase activity, acting on single donors with incorporation of molecular oxygen, incorporation of two atoms of oxygen; protein binding; iron ion binding. NCBI's taxonomy places the organism in Eukaryota, Metazoa, Chordata, Actinopteri, Perciformes, Serranidae.